UGUCAAGAAACAUGUGCUACUUCCGGUUUGAAAAUUGAAGAUGGCGACAAGCGCAGGAGACUGGUGUUUGAUCGAGAGUGACCCUGGUGUAUUUACGGAACUUAUCAAGGGAUUCGGUUGUGAAGGAGUACAGGUGGAGGAGCUGUGGAGUUUGGACUCAACAAGUUUUGAGAAUCUUAAACCAGUUUAUGGACUGAUAUUCUUGUUUAAAUGGCAGCCAGAAUCUGAACCAGAAGGCAGCAUUGUCCAAGACAAUCGCAUAGAGAAAAUUUUCUUUGCAAAACAGGUUAUAAAUAAUGCCUGUGCUACACAAGCAAUCAUUAGUGUACUUCUCAACUGUCCCGAGAACGAGAUCAAACUCGGCCCCACGCUGGGCCAAUUUAAAGAGUUCGCUCAGGCCUUUGAUCCUGCUUUACGAGGGUUGACACUGAGUAACUCAGAUACCAUACGAGAGGUUCAUAACAGUUUUUCAAGGCAGCAGAUGUUUGAGUUUGAUGAGAAAUUAGCUAAGAAGGAUGAUGACGUCUUCCAUUUUGUCAGUUACAUACCAAUAGAUGGAAGACUUUACGAGUUAGAUGGACUUAAAGAGGGACCAGUAGAUCUAGGUGCCAUCCCUGCUGAUACAGACUGGCUGGAUGUUGUCAGACCAGUUCUAGAGAAGAGGAUGCAAAAAUAUAGUACAGAUGAAAUUCAUUUCAACUUAAUGGCAAUAGUGUCAGACAGAAAAGCCAUGUAUCAAAAAAGAUUACGAGAACUUCAGUCCCGAGGGAUGGAGACAGAGGCUGAUCAGUUAGAAAUUAGUCAGUUAAUGGUCAAGAUUCAAGAAGAAGAUCUCAAAAUGAAAAGAUACAAGGUAGAGAAUAUCAGGAGAAAACACAAUUACCUCCCUUUCAUAAUGGAACUACUCAAGAUACUAGCAGAACAGAAGCAGUUACUUCCCCUCGUAGAAAAGGCUAAAGAAAAAGCAGCAAAGAAGAAGACAGAGGAAGUAAAAUGAAGAAGAUUAAAAAUAUAAAAGAAACAAAUUGAAAGAGGAUAUUAAAAAAACAAACAAACAAAGAUAUUUAAUUCAAGGACAAAGUUGAUUAGAAGGCAUGGGUGGUAAUGUUCUAGAAUUCUAGAAUAUUACAAAUUCAAAUUUCUCAAGGCACAAUAAUCUGACAAAAUAAAGAAAGCAUUUUGUGAGUGUAUGUGAAAUUGUGUACUUAAGUCAAAUUAUUUAUAUUUCUAAUUAUCAUGUGCCAUAUAACUUGGUGUCAUUAAACAGCAUAGCUGAAUUAUCUCUGAGAAUAUGGAUACAGAUAAUAGUACUGAAUGAUGCAAAUUAAAGAUUUUCUGUUUCAUUUUUGGGGGGUGGGGGUAUUAUGCUAGUGUUAAAUUGAUGUUAAUUUGGCUUCAAAUAAAAAAUAUUCAAUUAUACCAGCUGAUGUGAAUUACCAGAAAUUCUUUAAAUCAAGUAUGAUACCUCACACAGGCUCACCCAUCUUUGCACCAAUACUGACAAGAAAUGCACAUGUAUUGAGAACACAUCAUCUCCCUUUUUAUCAUUUGCAUAAACCUCUUUUGUUACAGAUUUAUAAUAAGAAGGUUAUAUUUGUAUAUGACAAUAUACAUGGAACCUCUUGAUGUUGAGAUUUAUGUCCAUGUUUCAAUAAAUCACAAUUUAUCUGAAAUCUGCUUCUAAUCUGUGAAUUUGGUUAUUGUGUUCCCAUCUCAGGUUAGUAUUCACAAAAUUUAUUUUCAUGUAAUUUAGAUUACAGAAAUUUAAUCUUUUAUACAAUCAAUUUUGUAUUGUUUUGUUUUUUGUCUUUUUCAUUUGCACUUGGAUUUAUUUUGUUGUUUUUUUUUUUGUUUGGUUUUUUUUUUUUUGAAGAUCUGUUUAUUGUGUAUUCAACAUUUGAAAAUCUAAAAACAUUACACUUGCACUAGAACUGGUAGAUUUGUUCGUGUGUAUUGACCAGAUCUUUAAUAUAGAGCUACCACUGGUAGUUUGUUUACUGUACGUGACCAGAUAAUUUACCAAGAACAUUGUACUGCCACUGGUAAAUAUGACCAGACCCUCACAAGAUUUAAAGUUUUGGUGAAUGUCUUUUACUUGAAUAGAAUUUGUUAUUGUUGUUGUAAUAUUAAUAAAUAAAACAAGUAAAAUUUG
Molecule: messenger RNA, 2152 nt
Organism: Saccostrea echinata
Lineage: Eukaryota; Metazoa; Mollusca; Bivalvia; Ostreida; Ostreidae
Product: ubiquitin carboxyl-terminal hydrolase isozyme L5-like
Exons: 11
Coding region: 41-997 (318 amino acids)
Biological process (GO): protein deubiquitination; ubiquitin-dependent protein catabolic process
Cellular component (GO): cytoplasm
Molecular function (GO): cysteine-type deubiquitinase activity
Source: RefSeq, a predicted model, not a curated record